UAUUGGAGAAAGGGAUGGAGAAAAUUUGGAUUGGUGCAAAGGUUUCAGAAUCUUCCCAGUGUGGAAUAGAUAUGAUCAAUAGUCAUGGCAUGCUAUUGGCAUUGCUGGUGCAUAGGAAGUAAUAGAAAUUUGGGAGGAAUAGAAUGGGCUGUCUUCCAUCCCUGAAAUCUUGAAAAAGACAACGCUCGAUUAUAGUUGCCAUUUCUUCUAUGCUAUUACCAGUUUUGAAUGAUUGAAGUCAUACACAUGACCAGACUAUGACUUCAUAUUAUAAAAUAGGAGGGAUGAUAUAAAAUGCAGAUGGGGUGAAUUUAAGAGAAUAUAAGUGCAUUAGUGGGGAAAUUACAUCUAUCUGCUUACAUAGAUUAUCAUCCUACCUUCAUUUAUCCAGACACUUGUUAAAACCUGGGCUUUCUGAGAGAGAGAGAGAGAGAGAGAGCAAUUUGGAAGAUAUCUACAAGCUUUCCUUUAAAAAAACCUCAUUCCUUUGCAAUAUUUGCAGAAGUAGUUUGCCAUUGCCUUAUUCCUAGAGCUGAGACAAUAACUGGCCCAGAAUCACCCAGCUAGUUUUCAUGCUUGAACAGCUCACACUCAGCUGGUUUCUAACUGAGUAUCCUUAAUCACGAUAUCAGUGUUUCUCAACCUUAGCAACUGUAAGUUGUCUGAACUUUAAUACCCAGAAUUUCUCAGUCAGCAAUUCUGGGAGUUGAAAUCCAUCCAUCUUAAAAUUGCCAAGGUUGGGAAACACUGCACUAUAUCAAAUUGGCUCUUGAAUAUAGUCUUAAAUUAUCUUGAAUAUUCAUAUUUCAAUCCAUUGUUUCCAUUUUUGUUACAUCUUUGGUCAUAUCAUACCUUUGGUUUGAUCUAGUAUGCCUUCUUAGUGCUGAUGUUUCUUAGCCAAACCACAAUAUAGAAGCCACAGUAUGUGACAUGCUCUCUUAGGAGACUUUAUAUUUGGAAAAACAUUGGACAAACUGAGUCUGUAGUCAAUCAUAUUUUUAUGCAUAAAAUAAGCGUAGCAACUGAACUGAGAAUUGUGUUCUGAUAAAAUAUCUGAAUUUGCACACACAACCAGAAAGUUAACAACACCGGUAAAGUUGGUAGGACAACAUCACAUUUUGCAAUUAUUCUUGUUGUCCUAUGGCUAUCCUCAUAUAUUAAAAAGAGCAAGAAAGGUGAAUAUAUCAAUUCACCAAUUGUGAAUUCACGUUUCAACUAAAAAGGAAACAAGCCAAUUUUAUAUAUAUACUGUUAAAUCGGGCUGUGUUUUAAAUCUGGGUUUCCUUUGUCUUAUUUUUCAGAGUUGGUUAAAAAACUACGGUUAUCUGCUUCCAUCUGAUACAAGAAUGUCUGCUUUGCUCUCAGGAAAAGUUAUGCAGUCUGCAGUCACCACUAUGCAGCAGUUUUAUGGCAUCCCUGUAACAGGAAUGUUGGAUCACACCACUAUUGAAUCAACAUUCUCAACCUUGACAAUUUUAAGAUGAGAGGACUUCAACUCCCAGAGUUCUCAGAAUAGGCAGAGGUGGAUGAAGAAACCUCGCUGUGGUGUUCCUGAUCAUCCCCAUCUAAGCCAUCGACGAAGGAUUAAGCGAUAUGCACUAACUGGACAAAAAUGGAGGCAGAAGCAUAUUACCUACAGCGUGCACAACUACACCCCCAAGGUUGGAGAACUUGAUACAAGGAAAGCCAUCCGACAAGCAUUUGAUGUUUGGCAGAGAGUGACUCCACUUACCUUUGAAGAAGUUCCUUACCAUGAAAUAAAAAGUGACAGAAAAGAGGCGGAUAUCAUGAUAUUUUUUGCUUCUGGUUUCCAUGGAGAUAGCUCUCCUUUUGAUGGGGAGGGUGGAUUUCUAGCUCAUGCUUAUUUUCCUGGACCAGGAAUAGGAGGUGAUACUCAUUUUGACUCAGAUGAGCCAUGGACACUGGGAAAUUCUAACCAUGAUGGAAAUGAUCUUUUUCUGGUUGCAGUACAUGAAUUGGGUCAUGCAUUAGGCCUUGAGCAUUCCAAUGACCCUAGUGCUAUUAUGGCUCCUUUUUAUCAGUACAUGGAGACACACAACUUUAAGUUACCCCAAGAUGACCUUCAAGGAAUUCAGAAGAUAUAUGGUCCACCUGCUGAGCCACUGGAACCCACCAGACCUUUACCAACCCUUCCUGUCCGCAGAAUCCAUUCAACUUCAGAAAGAAAACAUGACAGACAUUCACGGCCUCCCAGGCCUCCUUUAGGGGACAGGCCUUCUGCUCCAGGCAGCAAACCCAACAUAUGUGAUGGAAAUUUCAAUACUGUGGCUCUGUUCCGAGGAGAAAUGUUUGUUUUCAAGGACCGCUGGUUUUGGCGCCUUCGUAACAGUCGAGUACAAGAGGGUUAUCCCAUGCAAAUUGAGCAAUUCUGGAAAGGGCUCCCAGCAAAAAUUGAUGCUGCCUAUGAAAGAUCUGAUGGCAAAUUUGUUUUCUUUAAAGCGCUCCAUGGCAUAGGGCCGGGUUACUUACGGGACCGCCUGCUGCUACCGAAUACCUCUCACCGACCCGUGCGCUCUCACAGGGAGGGACUCCUCAGGGUGCCGUCGGCGCGACAGUGUCGUCUGGCGACACCCAGGGGAAGGGCCUUCUCUGUGGGGCUCUCACUCUGGUACGAACUCCCCCCAGGACUUCGUCAACUUCCGGACCUCCGAACCUUUCGCCGCGAGCUUAAAACUUACUUAUUUAUCUGCGCUGGCCUGGGAGAUAAGUAUUGGGUUUUUAAGGAAGUGACUGCAGAACCAGGAUAUCCGCACAGCCUAGUGGAGUUGGGCAGCUGUCUUCCCCGGGAAGGGAUUGACACAGCUUUACGGUGGGAACCUGUAGGCAAAACAUACUUCUUCAAAGGAGAUAAAUACUGGAGGUAUAAUGAAGACAAGAGAGCAACAGAUCCAGGCUACCCCAAGCCAAUCACUGUAUGGAAAGGGAUUCCCCAAGCUCCACAAGGGGCUUUUGUCAGCAAAGAAGGCUUUUAUACUUACUUUUAUAAGGGUAAGGAAUACUGGAAAUUUGAUAACCAGAGGCUGACUGUGGAGCCAGGGUAUCCUAGAUCGAUUCUCAAAGACUGGAUGGGUUGCAACCAGAAGGAAGUUGAACGAAGCAAAGACCGACGCCUGUCUCAUGAUGAUGUUGAUAUUAUGGUAACUAUAAACGAUGUGCCUAGCACCGUUAACGCAAUUGCAGUUGUGAUCCCCUGCAUUUUAUCUCUGUGUAUCCUUGUCUUGGUAUACACAAUAUUCCAGUUCAAAAAUAAAGAGGUCCAGCAAAGCGUGACAUACUACAGAAGACCUGUCCAGGAAUGGGUAUGACAAGUUCAGGAGCUCAUUUGGUUCAUGAGAGGAUGAUGAUGAUGAUGGGCUGCAGACAUUAGAAGGCGGUUUGAUGGAUAGCCUGCCAAACAACUUCUUCAAGAGAUGUGAGUCAGAGAAUUCUGGGACUGAAAACAAAAACAAAAAUCAACUAAACCCAGGUGGCCUUGCACUGUAGAGCCGCUUUCCUUCUGACUGCCUCAGUGCCGUGUGUCUCAGUAUGACAUAUUUGACCAACCUACUCAGUGAGUGUUGGGAGACCUCAAGAGAAGUUUGCUUCAACCUUUUUUCAAUUCACUUGAGCAAUCUUCUUCAGUGCCCUCUUUUAAACCCAGCAUUUGCCAGUGUAGCCAACCACCUAUUGAAUCUUUUUUUCUACACUUGCCUCAUAAAAAAAGACAGUUCUGUGGGUCACAAAAGGAACAUUUCAGUACCUUCUGAAGAGGACAUUCUGAGGCUUAGUCAUUCUGAAAGAUUUUAAUUUAUUACAGGAUCCAGGCAAUUACCUGAAUACCAUUUUUUUUCCAAUACCUGCUGGUCAGAUGUUUUGUACAUUCAUGGUAAUGUUUCCACUCUUCAGCAACAAACACAAGAGCUCUUAAGAGGUAAUUUUGUGUAGACCACAACUUCCAACAGCUCUAAUGUCAUUUCAGAUCACCAAAACUAACAGAAAUGAAAUUUCUGAAUUCAACUAGUCUGCAAGACUAAAAAAUUGAAUUUACAAACACUAAGGAUGUGAAUGCAGACCUUAAUGAUCUUGUUUUUAAUAACGUGUCAUGUAAUAAAUAUUUAAAUGUCAUAUUACCACUAUUUUAAGUUGGCAACAAUAAAUUGUUACCAUUAUAAGAUGAAAUGUAUGUUCCAUAUUUUCACCCAUUUAUAUAAGAGAAAAUAAAUCACAUAUGCAUUAGAAUAGUAAAAUUUGUGGGCAAGUUUGCAAUGGGAAUUUGGUUUGCAAUGAUGGAAAGAGUGACAUAAAUCAAGAACGAUAUUUUAAAGCUUGUAAUUUUAAAAUUUGACAGUGUAAUUAAGCCACUGUUUAUUGACAUUAGUAUGUUUAAAUACAAGGAAAAUAAGGGGUGCAAAACAUGACUAAGGGAGAGAUAAAGGCCUUCAAAAGAUUAGAGCUGGAUAGAGCCCUGCCUGUCAAUAUCCUUGGCUUCACCUGCAGCCUGCCUUCCCUUAGGUAUUGCAACUCAGAAUGGGAUAAUUUGCCAUGGCCAACUCGCCGCUGCCAAUUUGCUAUGGCCAACUCUCCACGGGACAGCUCACUGUGGGACAAUUUAACCAUUCAAUCUAAAACAAUUAAAAAUUAUUUUAUUUUUUGCCAUUCACAUUUCAUUUUGUCCCUCCUUUUGCAUCCUUUCUUUAAUGAUUCUAUUCUACCAUUUCUUCGAUAUUAGUGUAACUCUUGUCCUGCAGCGAGUUGGCCAUGGUGUUUUCUCAUGGCGAGUUGGCUGUGGCAAGUUGUCCUAGACCCAUUGCAGCCAAUGUCCAGAGAUUCAAACAUAGCUUGAAGGAAGUAAGAAAAGGAGGUGCUGAAAUCAAUGGACAGAGGGAUUUUAAUUGCAUUUUUAAAUUUAUGAUUUUUAUUUUAUAUGGCAUUUUAUUCAAUGUCUGCAGGUUGCCUAGUCACCUUUGGUGAAAUGGGUAGCAUACAAAUUUGACAAAUAAAUGGAUAGGCCAGCGCAUAAGUGGAAGAGAGUGGGAAAGAGAAGCAGGCAUACCAGUCUUGCCCUAUUUAGUCUCCCAGUAGGCCUUCUCUGGAAUUUGUCUCAGCCAAAACCCUUACCCUCUUAAAUUGCAGACACUCAGGCAAGUUAGGAAAAACUUAUAAGGCAGUUUCAUAUUCAGUACAAAAUAUUUUGUUUUGGAUAGCACCUAAACAAGGCAAUCCUAAACAUUGGUAUGUUAGAUCCAAAAGAGUAUAGACAAAAGGUAAUGUUUUUGUCAUGUUCUCAUCCUAAAACCCUGCCUCUUCCAAAGGGAUGCUGAAUGGACUAUGUUAUGGGAUUAUGGGAAUUUCCCCAAGUGGCAUAACAAUUUAUGUGAGCAAGUUCUCACACAUGGAAGGUAGUACAGUCCUCUCCUCAGAAAUUUUUCUUACUCUUGUCAGAAAAGUUGAACUAGAUGGUGGCUACACAAUGCCAAUUCUAUCAAGAGAAUAGGAAUAUAUAAUCCAUUAGCAGAAUGAAGGCUGUUCCCAGAUUUUGUAAUUUUUACGUAGAUCCACUGAAAUCAAAGUGGCAAGUUUUUAAUGAAUGCAAAUAUAUUGCUUUCAAUCUUUCUACUAGGCAAUAACUAAAUAAAGGAUGAAAAGGUGCAGCUUUCCCAAAUUUUCACUGAUUCUAUUGUAUAAAUCCACUCCAAGCUGUCUUUUUUCAGCUGGGCUGAAAUAUUAAAGCUCAGCUGGGGAAAAAUGAUUGAAAAUUAUUCAAGAGAAAAGUUAAAGAAAACAGAUAUGGUAAAGAUUAAAGACUCAUAUUUGACCCAUAAGUAUUACAGAAAAGAAAAACUAGAAUGGAUAACUAAUUUGCUUUUCAAAUUGUUAAUUCUGUCUCAACACCAACAUUGGAUUACUAAAAAUUAUACUAAUGUAUAUGUAUGUUGUAACUGAGAACAUACCAAAUAGUUUAGCUUUAAGAAAGAUUGUAAAGCAUUUAACAAUACAGAUUAAAAGGCAAUGGUUUUUAGGGGAAGCAUGUUGAUGUAGCCUUGGAGAUACCUUUUUUGUGCAUUCAACAUGAAAUGCAGUACAGAAUGUACGUGAUAGUAAUGUGCUAUUAUUAUGUACCAAAUUGGUAUGAGCACACCAUCAAGCAC
This is a messenger RNA of Ahaetulla prasina, 6149 nucleotides long. RefSeq names its product matrix metallopeptidase 24 (gene MMP24). Gene Ontology annotation, molecular function: zinc ion binding; metalloendopeptidase activity. Bases 1527 to 3326 code for a protein of 599 amino acids. Lineage: Eukaryota; Metazoa; Chordata; Lepidosauria; Squamata; Colubridae. The transcript is spliced from 10 exons. Gene Ontology annotation, cellular component: extracellular matrix. The record is from RefSeq and is a predicted model, not a curated record. Gene Ontology annotation, biological process: collagen catabolic process; proteolysis; extracellular matrix organization.